Molecule: messenger RNA, 1550 nt
Organism: Zingiber officinale
Lineage: Eukaryota; Viridiplantae; Streptophyta; Magnoliopsida; Zingiberales; Zingiberaceae
Product: zinc finger MYND domain-containing protein 15-like
Exons: 11
Coding region: 64-1227 (387 amino acids)
Source: RefSeq, a predicted model, not a curated record
ACUCGCGUAGUCGCUUUAGGCAUCUCCCUCGAAGCGGCACAGAAGGGUCGAGGUCAAAGAGAAAUGGCCAGCAAUGCCCCAGCGGAGCAGGGACGUAGGCGGCGCUGGCCAACGGUGACGGAGUGCGCCGCGCGAGGAAGUGAAACGCCCUGCACCCAAGGCCUUCCCACCCGCCGCUGUGGCCUCUGCGGCGCCGUCGCAUACUGCUCCACGAACCACCAAAUUUCACAUUGGAGUGAGCACAGAAAAGAAUGUGCAAGGCUUGAAGAGCAGAUGAAGCGCAUGGAUGUACUGAGUGAUUUCCCCUUCACAUUCUUUAUGCAAGAUGGUAAUGAGAGUAGAUGCUCCAUGCUGAGCUCAAAGGGUCUUCACCAGAUAGGGCUAUGGAAACCUGAAUGCAGCUGUGGGUCUUCCAUUCCAAUGGAUGAGUUGUUAUAUGAUGACUGGACUUUGCCAAGUUCUCUAUGCCCAUGUCAUGAGCCUAGAAGUCAAUUAUCAUCUUGCUUGAGCUGCUGGGAUGACUAUUACCAGUGGAGACAUCUGCCACUUCAUUCACCAGUUGCAUUAUUGCUUCAUUGGCCGCUGACUGUGUACCACUGCUUUCAAGUCUUGUCUGCCCAUAGCUCAAUUUCAAAAGUUAAAGCUGAAUUAAACAUACACUAUUUAGGACCUGAAAAAGAACUUUUGCAACUCGGAGUGUUCAGAGAGCUGUUGGCACUUUUUCCUGGAGUUCAAAUAUAUCUGAAUCUUGUUGGUCCGGCAGUUCCGCAAUUCAGGGAUGGGGAGACAGUAAGCCUUUGCAAGUACCUUCCAUGUGCAGAAGAGAGUUGUAUCUGUAAAUCACUAUACCCAGACUCUGUGGCAGAGGGAUCAAAUCACAGAAAUGCUACAAUAAGAAUAAGGCUUCACAAAGGUUUCUAUCAUGACAGAUAUAGGACCAUAAUAAAGGACUCAUAUCCUCACCUUAUUAUUGCUCCAAAUGCCGGUGUUGCUGCUUAUUCUAGUUGGUUGCCUACUGUUGAACUGAUUAAGGGAAUGGGCAUUCCAGCAAUAUUUACAGACUUCUGUGAGGAAGCUGCAAAUCUAGCUGCUAACUGCAUUAGCUCUGUCACAGGCCAGCCACUGAGAUUGCCGAUCCAAAUAAAUCCGUUUAGGCAACCAAUGGUGGUGGAAGAUAGUGUUUUAUAUCUCCCUUGCUACUCAAACUGCUUCCUCUUUGGGAUGUGAUGCAUUCAAGCUUAAAUACUUGAAUACGUUUUAUAUCUCCCCAAAAGUAAUGACUGCGAAGUCAACAUUAUGCGGUAGUUCAAGGUGAAAAAGAACAAUAAUAUAUGGAUGGACAUAUCCGUUUGGAUCAAUGUGAAAAAUUUGCCCUCAACCAACUUUUAAGUAUUGCAUACCUUUCUUUUGGUUAGUUAACGUAUUGCAUACUUCUCUCGUGUGCAACCUAAUCUUCCAGACUUCCACUGUCUCAUUAUGAAGUUAAAUAAAUGUUUAAAAGAACAAUAUUGGAUCUAUCCUCGUUUAACUCCUGUGGUCAUUCCUUGUGU